AUAUUGAUAAAGAAGAAGAGAAGGAGAGAAAGAGAGAGAGAGAGAGAGAGAGAGAGAGAGAGUGGAUGUCUUAUAGAAUGAACAAAACAUCCUCUGUUUCUCUUGUCCUUGUCCCUUUUUCCAGAUCUUAAAAAGGUUUUUCCCACAUUUUUAUUUAUCAUCAUCAUCAUCCAUCAUCAUCCAUCUGGUUUCUUCUUCUCCAAAAAUGAUUUGAAGAGAUACUCAAUUCCUAUUUGAUCGGGCACUACAAUUUGGACUCUGUUUCAGACAACAAGUUUGUCUCUUUUCCAUUCACGACUUCGAUAACAUGAAUCUGGAGGAGCAAAAGAUGGAAUCGGGAUCGGAUCUGGGAAAGCUCUUCAUUGGCGGGAUUUCAUGGGAUACAGAUGAAGAACGGCUGCGAGAGUAUUUUGGCAAGUAUGGAGAUUUGGUUGAAGCUGUGAUCAUGAGAGACCGUACCACUGGACGUGCUCGUGGCUUUGGCUUUAUCGUUUUUGCAGAUCCUUCUGUUGCUGAGAGAGUGAUCAUGGAGAAACACAUCAUUGAUGGCCGCACGGUCGAGGCAAAGAAAGCUGUCCCACGGGAUGAUCAGCAAGUGCUAAAACGACAUGCCAGUCCAAUGCACCUUAUCUCACCCAGCCAUGGUGGUAAUGGUGGCGGCGCACGGACAAAGAAGAUCUUUGUUGGAGGUUUACCGUCUAGCAUUACUGAGGCUGAGUUCAAGAACUACUUUGAUCAGUUUGGUACAAUUGCUGAUGUUGUGGUGAUGUAUGAUCAUAAUACGCAGAGGCCAAGAGGCUUUGGCUUCAUCACAUUUGAUUCUGAAGAGUCUGUUGAUAUGGUUCUCCACAAGACCUUCCAUGAGUUAAACGGCAAAAUGGUAGAGGUUAAAAGAGCAGUGCCAAAAGAGCUCUCCUCUACUCCUCCUAACCGAAGCCCACUUCUUGGUUAUGGUAACAACUAUGGAGUGGUCUCUAACAGGUCAUCUGCUAAUAGCUACUUCAAUAGUUUCCCUCCUGGUUAUAACAACAAUAAUCUAGGCUCUGCUGGCCGGUUUAGUCCUAUUGGUAGCGGUAGAAAUGCUUUCUCUAGCUUUGGUCUCGGUUUGAAUCAAGAACUGAAUUUGAAUUCAAACUUUGAUGGAAACACUCUUGGCUAUAGCCGGAUCCAAGGCAACCAAUACUUCAACGGUGCUUCACCAAACCGUUACAACUCUCCUAUUGGGUACAAUAGAGGUGACUCUGCUUACAACCCGAGCAACAGAGACUUGUGGGGAAACAGAAGCGAUUCUUCUGGUCCAGGUUGGAACUUGGGAGUAUCCGGUGGUGGUAAUAACAACAGAGGGAACUGGGGACUUUCUUCUGUGGCGAGCGAUACCAAUGGCUAUGGAAGAAGCUAUGGGAUGGGUUCUGGACUCUCUGGGCUGUCAUUUUCUGGUAACACGAAUGGUUUUGAUGGCUCUAUAGGGGAGUUGUAUAGAGGCAACUCGGUUUAUAGCGACUCAACAUGGCAGCAGCAGUCAAUGCCUCAUAAUCAGUCUUCUUCUAAUGAGUUUGACGGCUUGUCUCGCUCUUAUGGCUUUGGUAUUGACAAUGUAGGCUCAGACCCAUCUGCUAAUGCCUCAGAAGGUUACCCUGGAAACUACAAUGUCGGAAAUAGACAAACAAAUAGAGGUAUUGAAGCAUAGAAAAAAAAUGGACGAAAAGAAGUGAGAUUUGUAGAGAGAUCAAGAACAGCCAAAUUUACCGUUGCAGAGUUUGAAGAGAGUUGUUUAUUCGAUAUCAAGUAGAGAAAGAAACCAAACUUUCUUCAUCACAGUGAGUUUCUUUGUUUUGUUUUUUUUUUUCGUCCUUAGCUUCUUCACAAAACAUUAAAAAAAAAAAAAAGUUUUUACGUCUAAAAAUUCUUACAUAAGAUAAGAUCAGAUUGGUAGCUGCAAAGAUACAAACAACAUGGGUGGUGAUAAAAAAAAGAUUUGGUUUUUCAGUGUUUUCGUCUUCCAUAGCAAUAACCAAAAGAGAUCGUUGAUUCUCGAUCAGUAUUCUUUAGGGAUCUCUUCUUCUUCUUCCUCCAAGAUUAAUGAUGUUGUGUGCUCUGUUUGUAACUCUAAUUGUUAAUUUUUUUUCUCUUACAGUUUUUUUUUUAAACUUUGGAUUCGAAUUGUUCAUGGGAACUUUUGGAUUAUCAUUAUUAUUUCUUUUCUAUUAGCGUGAGAGAGAAAACAUUUGUGCAAAAGGCUCCAAAAUGAUUAUUUUGUGGCAUUUGAUA
Camelina sativa (false flax) is the source of this 2268-nucleotide messenger RNA. RefSeq names its product heterogeneous nuclear ribonucleoprotein 1. The record is from RefSeq and is a predicted model, not a curated record. Gene Ontology annotation, biological process: regulation of translation. Lineage: Eukaryota; Viridiplantae; Streptophyta; Magnoliopsida; Brassicales; Brassicaceae. Gene Ontology annotation, molecular function: mRNA binding.